Molecule: messenger RNA, 513 nt
Organism: Zingiber officinale
Lineage: Eukaryota; Viridiplantae; Streptophyta; Magnoliopsida; Zingiberales; Zingiberaceae
Product: transcription factor MYB88-like
Exons: 4
Coding region: 1-513 (170 amino acids)
Biological process (GO): regulation of DNA-templated transcription
Cellular component (GO): nucleus
Molecular function (GO): DNA-binding transcription factor activity, RNA polymerase II-specific; RNA polymerase II cis-regulatory region sequence-specific DNA binding
Source: RefSeq, a predicted model, not a curated record
AUGUCAGGGAAGAAGUCGCCCUCCGUCGGUGUCGGGGACGUCGGAUUGUCCAAGAGGGAGAAAUUGAGAUGGAGAGGAAAAAGAGGAAUGCUUAGCUUGCCUUCCCUCCUCAACACUCCACCAUUAGCUGAGUCGGCGACACCAAGAAGCGGAGAGGAGAAAUCGCCGGUGGCACAAAAGAUGUUUGGCAACAGAUGGACAGAGAUUGCAAAGGUUGUAUCAGGAAGAACAGAUAACGCUGUAAAGAACCGCUUCUCCACCCUCUGCAAGAAAAGGGCAAAAUUUGAGGCUUCAUCCAAGGAGAAUAGUGUUCCAUCUUUGGACCCAAGCAAUAAGAGGGUUCUUGUUGAAGAACCAUCUAUAGCAAUACUAAUAGGGGAACCAUCGACAUCAAAUAAGCAGAUGGGGUAUCACAUCUCUCCUCUCAAAGAGACAAUUGAAGCACAUAGGAGAUCUCUUGGGGAACAUGGUCCAGCUCAACAUCUGCAAAGGCCACCUCUAUUAGAAGUUUAA